This is a messenger RNA of Trichomycterus rosablanca, 1469 nucleotides long. RefSeq names its product 3-hydroxyacyl-CoA dehydratase 3 (gene hacd3). The coding region runs from base 131 to 1210 and encodes 359 amino acids. Gene Ontology annotation, cellular component: endoplasmic reticulum membrane. The record is from RefSeq and is a predicted model, not a curated record. Gene Ontology annotation, molecular function: 3-hydroxyacyl-CoA dehydratase activity. Lineage: Eukaryota; Metazoa; Chordata; Actinopteri; Siluriformes; Trichomycteridae. The transcript has 11 exons. Gene Ontology annotation, biological process: very long-chain fatty acid biosynthetic process; fatty acid elongation; sphingolipid biosynthetic process.
UGCUUCCGUCUGGCUAAUUCUGAUGCUGCUGAGUUGGCGGACUCAUUCAUUCAUUUAUUGGUUCGUUUAUUCAGCUUGCACCGUUUUUAAGAACUAAAGUGGAUAUUUGAGACAGUGUAAGCGUUACAGCAUGCAGACUCUCACACCUCAGGUGUUCUGGGCUCAGAGACACGGAGAAAUUUACCUGCGAGUGGAGAUAAGCGAUGCAAAGAACCUCGAUAUAAGUGUACAAGAAAAUACGCUUUACUUUAAAGGUCAGGGUCAUGGAGCAAAAGGACAAAAUGAAUAUGAAUUCAGUUUGAACUUCUUAAAACCAGUAAAACCUGAGAUAAAACCGAAAUCCACCCAGCGACAGGUAAAUAUUACAGUAAGAAAAAAGGAGCACUGCUGGUGGAAUCGACUCACUGUGCAGGAAAAGAGGCCUGUUUUUCUGGCUCCUGACUUCGACCGCUGGCUGGACGAGUCGGAUGCUGAGAUGGAACUAAGGGAAAAGGAGGAAAAAAUAAAUAAAAUAAGCGUUGAGUCAAGGAUUCGAAAGGACCCAUACCUAGGCUUGAAAAAGGGAUAUCUCUUCAUGUACAACAUGGUCCAGUUCCUGGGCUUUUCCUGGGUCUUUGUCAACAUGAGUGUGCGUCUUUUUAUACUUAAAGAAGAUUCUUUUUAUGAUACUUUUCACACCAUUGCUGAUGUGAUGUACUUCUGCCAGAUGCUAGCGAUUGCGGAAGUUAUCAACCCUGCUCUGGGGUUGGUCAAGACUGGUGUAAUGCCUGCCUUUAUACAAGUGAUGGGGAGAAACUUUGUCCUUUUUGUGAUCUUCGGAAGCCUGGAAGAGAUGCAGAACAAACCUGUCGUUUUCUUUGUCUUUUAUCUGUGGAGUGCUAUAGAGAUAUUCAGGUACCCCUUUUACAUGUUGGCCUGCAUUGAUACAGAAUGGAAAAUUCUGACUUGGCUCCGAUAUACUAUUUGGAUUCCCCUCUACCCACUUGGUGUUCUGGCUGAAGCUGUGGCAGUUAUCCAGUCCAUACCUAUCUUUGAUGAGACUCGAUUUUUAAGCAUCCCUCUGCCUAAAGUUCUUGGCUCCUCUCUUAGUUUUUCAUACAUUCUUCAGAUCUACCUGCUGCUCAUGUUCCUGGGACUCUUUAUCAACAUUCGCCACCUGUACAAGCAGAGGAGGAGACGCUUCAGAGUAAAGAAGAGGAAAGCCAACUGAUGUGCCCACUGGAGGAAACAUUCAACCCUGCCUUUACAGAAUGCUCAGAUACUUGCUCACAUCACAACAAAUACUGGCUACACCAAACAAAGUGUUUACUGUUCCACUCUCAAGCUCAAUAGCACACUGUUAAGCUACUAUACAAAAUGAAUACAAGAUAGGAAAUCACUCUCAUACUUGACAUGAAUGAAAGUAUUUAUAAAUCUGAUUGUCAUGUCUGUGUGUGGGCAUUUUAUUAAAGAUGUGUGAUUACUAAUAA